UAAUAAUAAUAAUCAUUAUUAUUAUAUCAGCUACGGCGAAUUCCUACACGAGUCGUGGAAAAUCUGUUCGGGCCCGUAUCGCCACGAUUCGCUUGCCGCAACGACAACAAUUGCUAACUAUUAUAAAUCAUCGUUGAUCGCGUGUCCAUCCCUUGUGCUUGUUAAAAGUUAUGUUAGAGUAACGCUGGUUGUCGUCUUAAUUGCACGUAUGAUGGUUUUGCGUUUUACCAUACAAGGAGAAACACUGUUGAGUAAUUAUUAUUAUGACGGACAGUCAAAUGGUAAUCGUGAAUACAGAACGCGAUGUGGAACGCACCCAAAACAGUUCAACAACAGAGGCUUCGAGCACGGCUAGUGACUCGCCUACGCCCACCAACAGUGUCCAGGAUAAGAAUUGGGUUCAUUGGCACGGACCAACUUGGGGUGAUGAACAGCGACAAUUAUUGGGUACUGAAGAGGAAGCAGAUUCAUCUGACUGUGAAACAGUUUCAAACAAUGGUAUUGGAAUUUGGAGUAUGAAUGAGGAACAGAGUAAAUAUUAUGAAGAACAGUUUGCAUCAAUGCAGCCUAAUCCAAAAUCUUUACUAUCUGGCUCAAUAGCCCGAUCAUUUUUUGAAAAAUCACGUUUGCCAUUACAUGAACUUAAAGAAAUAUGGCAAUUGUCUGAUGUAACCAAAGAUGGAGCACUUUCUUUAGCUGAAUUCAAACUGGCCAUGCAUUUAGUUGUUCUUAGACGCAAUAAUAUUACUCUACCUAAGAAACUACCGCCAUCAUUAGUGCCACCAGCUAUGUCACCAGUUCAGAUAAAUACUACAAAUAAUACUAUUGUAUCACCAACUAGCAGUAUUAAAAGCAAAGAAUGGACGAAAUUCAUUGAUUCUCCAACUAGCUCAUUGUCAUCACCUGGACCAAAGCCAGUAAAUUUUGAUUUUCAAAAGUCUUCUGUUGAACAAGAUCCAAAAAUCUUACAUCCAGUUGCUGUCCGAGUUACACCCGGUAUUGAUAAUUGUUUAGAAGACCAAGAAAAAGAAACACUAUCAAAUAAUGUCGAGGAAAUGGUUUUAAUCAAAUCAAUUCAGAGGCCUCAAGCUAAAAAGCUUAGUCAUGUAGGACCAGGUGCUCUUCCUCCACCACCUUUACCAACAUAUUAUGGUGAAGAUAUAAAUUCAGGACCUGCAAGUUUACCAGUAGCAAUAGCAAAAAAAGAACCUCCACCACCACCACCACCGCGGCCAUAUCGUGCUCACAUGCGUAGUUCCUCUCUUGAUCUCAAUAAACUUGGCAAAUUUGGGGCUGUAAAUUCAACUCAAGGACCUCCUCCAGUUGUUCCUCCAAGAAUAACUCCUAGUCCAAAUUCAAAUGUUGAAAUUAAUGGGUUGAGACAAAAUUGUGAGAGAACAGAAACUGGUCAAUUUGCUGAUUUUGCACAGUGCCCUGGGGCUUUUCAAAUUUACAAAAAACCACUUUCAGAAACACAAAGUAAUGAAAACUCAUCUACAACCGGAUCAGAAAUACAUGGUGUACAACCACUAGAGUCAUCUACAUCUAGCAAAUUGGAAGAAAGAAAUGCUCAUCUACGUCUAGUCUAUCAAGAGCUGCAAAAACAAUUGAAUGAUUUACGUGAAGAACGUGCUGGUUUACAAUUGCUCUUGGAUACCGUUCAUAAAUCAUCUCCACCUUCAUUUUAACCAUUUGUUAAUAUAACAAUUUCUUUGACUUAUAUUAUCAACAGAUAAGUACACUUCAUCGUCAUCAACAUUUAUUAUUAUUAACAAUGAUCUUAAUGAAUCCAUUAUCACUAUGUUUUAAUUAUCACAAUAAUAUAUUGUUAAUAUUAAUAAUAUUACCUAUUUAUUUAUAUUUAUUAUCAUACUUAUCUGUUUGGUUUAAUAUUAUUAUUAUUGAAAUGUAUUGUUACUUUUUUUUUUGACCAAGUGUUAAUAGAAUACAUCAAAUAUUAGAUCAUGUUUUUAACUGAGACAUUUUAAUUUUAAUUUUUGAUGUAUUUACUGUUAAACUUUAUAUGUGAUUUAUAUUAUUUAUUCAUUAUUGUAUUAAUUAUUUUAUCUUUUGUCUAUUGUAAUAUUGGUAUAAUUUAGUUUUAGAAACAUUAAAUAAAUAAUAACUAUUAAUUUAAUUUCUCUGCACUCCAUUAAUCAAUUAAAUAUAUAAUAUAUAUUUCAUAUUACUUUUUUAAAAUUAGGAGUGCAGAGUAAAAUAAAAAUAAGAAUCUUUUAUUAUUGCUAUAUGAUGAAUGAAUAUGUUAUUUAAUAAUAAGAAGAAUAAAGGCAGCUUCUCCAUACAGAA
Molecule: messenger RNA, 2307 nt
Organism: Rhopalosiphum padi (bird cherry-oat aphid)
Lineage: Eukaryota; Metazoa; Arthropoda; Insecta; Hemiptera; Aphididae
Gene: Reps
Product: ralBP1-associated Eps domain-containing protein 2
Exons: 12
Coding region: 264-1688 (474 amino acids)
Biological process (GO): endosomal transport; endocytosis
Cellular component (GO): cytoplasm; plasma membrane
Molecular function (GO): calcium ion binding; protein binding
Source: RefSeq, a predicted model, not a curated record